AUGGCGUCCGACAGCGAUGUAGAGGGGUACUCCACCCCGGAAGAAGACGCCACCUUCGACGACGUGCGCCCGAGCCGCAUCCCCGGAGUGGGCAGCGCCAGUCGCCAUUUUUUCGGCGAUGAUCUGGUGGUGGUAUCCUCAUCGUCCCCGUCGGAUUCUUCAGUGCAGGAGAUCGAAAUGGAGUCCGUUGGCGACGAAGUAUACGUGGUUUCGCCCCGGCCGCAGUCAGUCACUCGCAGUGCGCGAAGUUCGUCGGCGGUAUCGCUGGACCUUGCGCCGUCACGACAAACCUCAAUUGGCAGCGCCAUAGGAGCAGCAGCCUUAGCCAGGGAGAACAGAGUUUUGGACAGUGACACCACGCUGGGCACCUCUAUGGUUGACGGUGGCCGCGAUAGCUUCGCCAGCGCCACCAGCUUCCCCCGUGAUGCAGAGUCCCGUGGCAGCGUCACCGGUCGGUCUGACCGCCAGCCGAGGGUCAGCGUCGUCGGCAGGCCCAUCGACGUGGGUGCCAGCAGUGUGCGCGGGUCACUCCACAAUGCUCGCAACACCGAUGGUGGGUCCACGAGCAGCGCCAGCCGGCGCUUCGCCACGGAGUCGCGGCCGUCCACCUCGGUAGCUGCACCUUCGCAACCGGAUAUGAGCGACGCCGUUACAGCCAGCCUCCUUGCCGAGGCGCGCGCGGCCCCUGUGCCGAAGCGGCCUCCGAUCAAGCCCGUGGCGGUGCUCUCGCCAGCGAGGAUCAUCGCCGAGUUCAAGCGCGGCUCUAUGAGCAAGCAGCAGGCUGUGGAAUCGCUGAUUCGCUACCGCAUGAACAAAAUGCUCCACAAAAACUCCGAUCGCAUGUAUGUGGACAAGGACGGGGACGUCCGCUUCGUCAAGGGCUACGACUUCGGGAAGUCGCGUGACACCCGCGGGCGAGUGAUCCGCCGCAACGGCCUCACGCGCAUCGAACGCGAGAUCUUGGCGUACCAGAAGAGCACGCACCUGCUGAUACCGCGCGCCGUCUUCGCGAGGAUAGUGCGCGACAUAGCGCAGACGUGGUGGCGCGGCCCCGAGCCCGUCAAAUUCACAGUGGAGGCCCUGUCUGCGCUGCAGGCUGCCACGGAGGACGAAAUCACACGCCUGCUGGAGAUAUCCACCGCCUGCUCGUAUCACGCGAAGCGCAUCACACUGCGCAUAGACGACAUGCGGCUGGCACGAUUCUGCCGUGGCCGGCAGGAGUACGAGUUUUUCAACAUAAAGCGCUGA
Messenger RNA from Babesia bigemina, 1248 nucleotides. RefSeq names its product core histone H2A/H2B/H3/H4 family protein, putative. NCBI's taxonomy places the organism in Eukaryota, Apicomplexa, Aconoidasida, Piroplasmida, Babesiidae. Gene Ontology annotation, molecular function: DNA binding; protein heterodimerization activity; structural constituent of chromatin. The record is from RefSeq and is a predicted model, not a curated record. The transcript has a single exon. Gene Ontology annotation, cellular component: nucleosome. Bases 1 to 1248 code for a protein of 415 amino acids.